AUGUCAAAUCCAAUCCGACUACGGUCUCUCUACCGUUCUCUCCUGCGGGAACUGCCGCCACGGCCUUUAGCCAAGUCGCAAUCUCGAUCACCUCUACACAACCGUCUCCGAAACACCUUCUCGAGCGAUGCGCCGAAUGAACGCGCCGUUGAGGAAGUCAAUCAAUUGGUGCGAUACUUAAGGGCGCAAAGACAGUACACAACAUUGCUGGAGCGAUACAACCCGGGCAUGGGCAUGGACGAAGAAGAGCGAGUUAGGUUGACAGCACGGAGAGUGGGCAUGGACCUACCUGUUGAGUACACCGAGGAUGGCCAGAAGGAUUGA
Molecule: messenger RNA, 324 nt
Organism: Pseudomassariella vexata
Lineage: Eukaryota; Fungi; Ascomycota; Sordariomycetes; Amphisphaeriales; Pseudomassariaceae
Exons: 1
Coding region: 1-324 (107 amino acids)
Biological process (GO): mitochondrial proton-transporting ATP synthase complex assembly
Cellular component (GO): mitochondrial matrix
Source: RefSeq, a predicted model, not a curated record